Molecule: messenger RNA, 1503 nt
Organism: Naegleria fowleri
Lineage: Eukaryota; Heterolobosea; Eutetramitea; Acrasida; Naegleriidae
Exons: 3
Coding region: 1-1503 (500 amino acids)
Source: RefSeq, a predicted model, not a curated record
AUGUCCAAAGCAUCAUCACUAUUCAAGAUGAAGGUCAUCCAACUCAUUUGUGUCCUUCAACUUCUCUUUGUUUCACAUUCUCCUUUUUGGUCUCUCAACAACAUGUUGUUGUCAAUUCAUCCAGACAACAUCAACAACAAUAACAUACUGAAUCACCCAAUCUCCACCACACGAGUACAUGCCAUUUCAUCAAGAGCCUUCGCCUGGGGAAAUGACAUGUAUGGCACACUUGGUGUUCAAAUGGGCGUUCGAGCAGCCACUCCUAACAAAGUCUCUUCUCUCACUGACAUUGUGAAUAUCACCACUUCGUAUCAAUAUUUGAAAUUAAGUGAAGGUCCAGGUUAUUACUCUCAAUAUUUACUCGGAAUGAAUGAUAUGACCAAUCCAGCAUCACUUGAAUUAUUAGGUAUGGGUUUCGAUCAAUACCUUCCUUCCUAUUCGACAGGAAAUUCCAUGUAUCCAAUUCAGGAAAGUCCUGUUCCAUUCACAAUCUUUGGAUCUAAUGUCUUGUAUGUGAGUACGAAUAUGUAUGUGAGUGUGGCUGUGACCAAAGAUGCUGCUCAGAAUUUCAUCUUGUAUUCAUGGGGGGAUUGUAAGAAUGGAGGUUUGGGUGAUGGUGAUUCUACUUUUAGAGGAGUGGUGCGAACACCUGUCAAAGUUCAACUGCCAUCUCCAUGUCAAAAAAGUUUGAAACAAUUCACUCAAUUUGAUCAGGCCUUUUUACUUUGUCAAGAUUCAGAGAGACAAUACUUGUAUGCAUAUGGAAAUAAUAAUUACAAUCAAAUGGGAGUUGUCAAUACUCCGAGCGGAAAUUCUUCAACUCCUAUUGCAGUGGAUUUGAAUACCUUUGGAGGAAAAUCAUUGGUCAAAGUGUUGCCAGGAUUUCAAUUUAGAGUUGCAUUGACUUCUGACUCGAAAAUUUAUGUCACUGUGAAGAAUCUCCCUUUGAGUGCUGGAGAUUUUAUUGUGGACAUUGCUGUGGCUUCACAACAUGUUCUCAUGUUGACCAAUACUUCUAAAAUAAUUCUCUAUGGUAACAAGCUUGAAGAAUUGGGAAAAUAUUACACUGGAGCACUCACUUGUCCAAUCUUUGUCUUGAGUGAUCUAUUCCCAAUUUUAGGAAAUCAAAACAUUCGAAAAAUUGCUGCAGCUGGAGAUUUCGCUCUCCUCUUGUCCUCAGAUGCGCGCUCGAUUUAUGCCAUUGGAGACAAUCAAUUUGGAAAUCUUGCCACAGGAAACACAUCAACCAUUUAUGGACCCUAUCUCAUCACAUCUCUCAUCUGGAACAUUACUGACCUCACUGCAAGUCAACUCGGAAGUUAUGCAGUCCUUUCGGAUGGUGGUCCUUUUUGUAACAAACUUCUCAGUUCCGAUCCUCGGGUAUGUUCAGGAAAUGGACAAUGUGUCACACAAGAUUAUUGUCUUUGUAAACCAGGAUAUUUUGGAAGAUAUUGUGAAGAAUGGACUUGUUUUGGAAAACUCAAGAGUUCCUCAUCGGUGUGA